CUGAAUAGUAUUGAAAUACAACUAAUGACAUGAAUAUGAAGCAAAGACUACUAAAUACAAUUAUAAUGCGUUACAGCAGAAAAAAUCGUUAUCAAUCGCAUAGUUCUGUUUGAUUAAAUAAAAAAACAAUCGCUAUAUACAAGACAAAAGUGAAAUACAUAGAGAACUACAGCUGCAUUUAAAAUGAAACCCUUUGACUUAUCUCUUAUCUUAUUUUUUGUGGAAUGUUGUUGCUGCAUAGUGCCUUUCAAUCUGACAUAUUUAUCAAGGACAUGCUCGAACAAUUGGAAUACCUCUGGACUUUUCAGUUUCUGCUUUGACAUCUUUAACAAGGAUUUUCCAAAAGGAUAUUUAUUAGGAGAUUUAAAAAUGAACAUUGAAAAAAUCAUAGAGAAUCCAAAACGUUUGAGAGUAAAGACUUCCGAAGGUAAAUCAGUGGAAUCAUAUAGUGUUAAUCAGUUGGUAGAAAUUAACUUUGUUACUCGGAAUGGCAACAUAACCACAACACGUGCUUUUCAAAAUUCGUGUUUUCUUCAAGAAAACUGUACAAUUGAAGUAUCGUUUCGUACAUCAAAUUAUUCAGAGAAUCAAACUUCCCAUGGCACGUUUACAAUACAGUUUCUAGAGCCAAUAUGUGAUUUUGACGAAGAAUGCAAUAUGUUUAAAGAUGAGUCAAAAAUCAAGAUAAACUACAAUGAUACUGAAUGUAAAGGAAACUGUAAACCACUCCCAAAUAUUAAACAGGACCAAACAACAGGCAUGUACGGAUAUUUAUCUCUAUCAUCAUGGAGUCAUCCAGCUAUUUUACAAACAAAAAUGAUUUUUGGUAGUGGUUACGGAUGCCAAUUUCAGUACUCAAUUUGGGUUUGGCCGGAAGUUACGGUCAGGAUUUUUGUUAAUACUCCUACGAAACGGAAAGAAUUGGAUGAAAGAAUAUUUACAUAUUUUGUAAAGAAGUGGAAACACGUAAAUGUUACGAUCGGUAAAAUAGAUGAACCCUUUUUUAUAAGCUUGGAGGUACAGUCUCGCUAUUUCACUGCAAUGGACAAUUUGAUGUUAUACAAUUGUGAUAAAAAAGAUGAACUACAAUCUUGUAAUAGUCAACAGUGGACAUGUUCGACUGGUAAAUGCAUAGACAUACAGCAGAGGUGUGACCUUCACCAGGACUGUUUCUAUGGAGACGAUGAGGAAUAUUCCUUAUGUGGUGACAACACUGUUUUUAGUAGGUGUGAUUUUAAUCAAGGUGAUUGUGGGUGGACAGUUUCUAAUCCAGAUGCAGAGUGCAGGUGGUCCUUAAAGAGUGUCAAUCACACAAAUGCCAGAUUAGACCCUAACGGCAAUGUAUGGCAUUUGAAUGAAAGUAUCUGCAUUGAUGUCAGCUCUGCUGAGCUCAAAUUGCCAUUACGUAGUCGGGAAAAUAUAUCGACAAUAUGCAUGAUGCGUCUAUCGUAUAUUGUACAAGGGAAAGCUUCGAUAUUUAUUGAACAGUGUAUAGCAGACGACUGUAUACAGUUAAAAGAAAUUAUUGGCAAUUCGAAAGAAGUUGAAUGGAUGACUGCAUCGAUAUCUGUACCUAGUGUUCAAGGACGAUUUACUUUAUUCAUCUCCGGAAUAUUCAGUGACAGUUAUGACAAGAUGAAGAAUGCUUUGACAGUGGAUAACAUAUCUUUUAGUGGAGACUGCUUUGUUUAUGACAAUUAUACAAAUAAUGAUUUCCAUUCGGCUCUCCGUAGACAGGAAACAGAAAAGCUAACAAGAAAAGAUAUGAUUCCAUUAAUUGUCAGCACUGUCUUAGGUUCAAUGUCUGGUUGUCUUAUUUUGCUUAUAGCAUUUACAGUGUGCAGACGAAAACGUGGAAAAGAAGAUCAUAAAAGCUACCGUAAAAUAUCAACAAACUCUACCUUGAGUAGCACAUUAUUUAGUGUAAGGAAAAACGAUUGUACUGACACCUGUUACGACAACGAUACAGUGACGCCAUUUCUAAGCGGAAGUGGGGGAGUGUCUAGUAUUUCACCACUCUAUGACUGGUCGCAGAUAAAUGACAUCAUACAUAUCAUUCCAAGAAACAAAAUCACCGUUCGAAGAAUGAUUGGAAAGGGAGCUUUUGGUGAAGUUUACUAUGGAUUACUUGCAGAUGUUGCCAGACAGCAGACACCACUUCCCGUCGCAAUAAAAAUGCUACCAUCACUUUGUUCAGAGCAAUCAAAAUCUGAGUUCUUUGUGGAGGCUGUCUUGUUGAGUAAACUGCGUCAUCCAAACAUAGUAAAAUUUCUAGGUAUUUCUGUUGAUGAAAAUUCACUAUAUUUGCUGCUGGAAUUAAUGGAAGGGGGCGAUUUAAAAAGUUUUGUACGUGAAUGUCGACUAAAUGGCGAUGUUCCAUCCAAGGUUUCAAUUUAUGACCUUCUGAAUCUUUGCAUAGAUGUUGCAAAAGGCUGUGAAUAUUUAGAGCAAAACAGAUUUAUUCAUAGAGAUAUCGCCGCUAGAAAUUGCCUCUUAAGUGAAAAGGGAUCAAAUAGAGUUGCUAAAAUUGCUGAUUUUGGAAUGACAAAGAAUGUGUUCAGGACAAAUUAUUAUCGUAAAAAUGGUAAAGCAAUGGUUCCUGUUAAAUGGAUGCCACCGGAAGCUUUCCACGAUGGUGUAUUUACAACAAAAACAGACGUAUGGGGAUUCGGGAUUGUUCUUUGGGAAGUCUUUACAUUGGGCAGAAUUCCAUAUCCUGGAAAGUCAAAUAAUGAAGUGAUGACAUUUGUGGCUAAAGGAGGACGAUUGGAUAAACCUGAUCAGUGUUCUCAAGAAACGUAUUCUUUAAUGUGUAAAUGCUGGAUGGACAAACCUGAAGACAGACCAAACUUCAGAAACAUUACAGAAGAACUUAUUCAAAUACAAAAGAAUUCAGAUCUUUCACAGGAAACAAUAAUAAAUGAAAAAGUCAGCAGUGAUUAUAAUGUCACUGAAAUAGUACACGAAUCUACAGAAAAAAUAAACUAUUCAAGUGAUUUGAAUGAAGUACAGCAAGUUACAGCGAAUACAAAAAACAAUGAACACGAUGACUCUGAGAAAAAACAGCAAGCAGAAACGUCUUCAAGUAAUGAUGAUAAACUACAAUACACUCCCAAUAACUCAUUAGAGCUCAAACAAUUAAAUGAAGACAAAAAUGACUAUAGGACUAGAACACAUUAUUCUUCAAGUGUGAAUGACGAUAGGACUAGAGCACAUUCUUCAUCGAACGUAAAUGACAGAAUGACAAGACCACAUUCUACUUCGAACGUUAUUGACGGAAUGACAGUAACAGAUUGUUCAUCAAACUUGAAUGACGUAAUGCAUAUAACACAUUCUUCUUCAAGCGGGAAUGAUGAAAUGACAAUAACAGAUUGUUCAUCCAGCAAACAUGACGAAAGGACAAGAACACAUUCUUUAUCAAGCGAGAAUGGAUGAUACAAAUACGUUAAA
Messenger RNA from Mytilus trossulus (common blue mussel), 3450 nucleotides. RefSeq names its product ALK tyrosine kinase receptor-like. The record is from RefSeq and is a predicted model, not a curated record. The coding region runs from base 184 to 3435 and encodes 1083 amino acids. Gene Ontology annotation, molecular function: ATP binding; transmembrane receptor protein tyrosine kinase activity; protein binding. Lineage: Eukaryota; Metazoa; Mollusca; Bivalvia; Mytilida; Mytilidae. Gene Ontology annotation, biological process: cell surface receptor protein tyrosine kinase signaling pathway; multicellular organism development; regulation of neuron differentiation. The transcript is spliced from 20 exons. Gene Ontology annotation, cellular component: signaling receptor complex; plasma membrane.